UCCCCUACAAAUAUCAUCUGUCCUGCACAGAAGUGGCAGAGAGGCAGGAGAGAUCAGGACGAGGGUAAAGCAGAGCGGUUCAGUGUGAAACAGCGUUAUGUGAAAAAAACAAGAGGAGAGGAAAGGAAACAUAAAUACAAGAGCAAAUAUACAGAAAAAGAAGCAUAUAACUGAGGAGGAGGAAGAGGAGGAGGAGGAGGGAGGAGGAGAAGUCGCUCUGUUCACCUGAUCUCACUUCCUGUUCAUCUCGGUUGGAAGUUCUGCCUGACAACUGUUGCCAUGGGUGAAAUGGCGCAACUUCGGAAGGAGGUGGAGGACCUCAAGGGGAAGAUCUCUGAGGCACGUAAAGGAGUGAAGGACGCCACGCUGCAGGAUAGCGUCUCAGGCACAGCAGCAUUGGGAAAGGUUCAGCUCAAAUCCAGAAAGACACUGAGAGGACACCUGGCCAAGAUCUACGCCAUGCAAUGGGCCACAGAUUCAAAACUGUGUGUGAGCGCAUCUCAGGAUGGCAAACUGAUUGUGUGGGACACCUACAGCACCAACAAGGUGAACGCCAUCCCACUGAAGUCUUCGUGGGUGAUGACGUGUGCUUACGCUCCCUCAGGAAACCUGGUGGCAUGUGGUGGCUUGGAUAACAUGUGCUCUAUCUACAACCUGAUGCCUAAAGAUGGCCAUAUUAAGGUCAUGCGUGAGCUGGCUGCACAUACAGGUUAUUUGUCUUGCUGUCGCUUCCUGAGUGACACCGAGAUCAUCACCGGUUCUGGAGACUGUACCUGCUGUCUCUGGGACAUCGAGACUGGAGCACAGAAGACGAUUUUUUCUGGCCACAUUGGUGACUGCAUGUCAAUGGCUGUGUCUCCAGAUUUUAAUUGUUUUAUUUCAGGAGCAUGUGACUACACAGCCAAACUGUGGGACAUACGAGAGGGCCGGUGCAAACAGACCUUCUAUGGUCAUGAGAGUGACAUAAAUGCUAUUGGGUUCUUCCCCAACGGUAACGCAGUGAUCACUGGCUCAGACGACUCGUCCUGCAGGCUGUACGAUCUGCGCGGUGAUCAGGAGCUGGCCACCUACCAGGAUUCGAACCUCAAUAGCGGUGUCACCUCCCUCGCACCAUCACUUUCCGGACGCCUCCUCCUGGCUGGCUACGAUGACUUCACCUGCAACAUCUGGGAUAUGCUGAAGGCUGAGCGAGUGGGAACACUGUCAGGCCAUGAUAACCGAGUGAGCUGCCUCGGUGUGACGUCUGACGGAAUGGCUUGCUGCACAGGAUCCUGGGAUAGCUUCCUGAAGGUCUGGAACUGAAACAACUUCUGAAUGAGUCGCAUCUUCUAAAGAAAAGAGGAAAUACAUGAUUCAGGGAAACACCUGAGUGGGUUUAAAAUUGGGUUUGUAGGCACACAGAGAGAGAGAGAGAGCGGUGUUUGCACUUGAGAUCAUACUGUAUCUCAUAUAUAUAUUUUUCCUUAAAGAAAUUAUGCAAUAAACAAUACAAAUGACAAGUGAUAUAUAGGACUGUUCAAAUCUUACAGGGGCCCACAGUGCUCUGAGUAACUGCAGGAGAUACUUUUCAGGUCAUUUUGAAAAACAGUUAGAGGAAUGUAGGUAAAAUAGUGUUGGUUACUCUUAAAUACUGUUACUAGUGCAUAGUACUUGAAGACUGAACUGAAACGUACACACCAGAAUGAGCGAUACGGUUAAUGUGUAAAUAACGCAAACUGCCAAAAUACAUUUGGCAUGCAUAUUUUUAAAUUCAUGCUAUAACUCUAUUGCUUUAUAAAUUCACAUUGAUCUAUAAGUUUGGAAAAUAUUGUUCCAUAUUAGAUUUUAGAUAUCUGUACUUAUAUUAUUCAAAGCAUAUAAUAUUGGCUACAUUUAAUUAAUAUGGCAUUAGUCAUUUUCAUAAAUCAUUAUUCUUUUAUUACAUAUAUUGCUUAUUAUAUGCAUAAUACUUUGUAGCAUUACUUCACUAUCCUUGACUUUUCCACUAUACGCCACUAAUAAAAGAAAGCUAAUCAUGGUCAUGAGA
Molecule: messenger RNA, 2026 nt
Organism: Ictalurus punctatus (channel catfish)
Lineage: Eukaryota; Metazoa; Chordata; Actinopteri; Siluriformes; Ictaluridae
Gene: gnb3a
Product: guanine nucleotide binding protein (G protein), beta polypeptide 3a
Exons: 9
Coding region: 280-1302 (340 amino acids)
Biological process (GO): G protein-coupled receptor signaling pathway
Cellular component (GO): cytoplasm; heterotrimeric G-protein complex
Molecular function (GO): signaling receptor complex adaptor activity; protein binding
Source: RefSeq, a predicted model, not a curated record